AUGGCGUUAUACAGCAAACCUCGUGCGGAGAAUGACGCGCCCAGUCCCAAACAGGAAAAACAGGGAACGCGAUGCCAAGACCGGCAGAACGGUUCUGGAACUUCCCAGCCACAAGCAACAAGCCACGCCACUCUCGCGAUGCGUGACUCUUUAAAACUGCCAGUGGGGUGUUUGGAGACGGAGGGCCUGAGGGAAAUUUUUAGGUGCUAUUAUGGACAGGACAGAAUAUUUCAUUGCCAUACAGAUCUUGUGCCUACUGUUAGAGAGAUGGUCACAGCAGAGCUAAAGAAGUGGCUCAGCAGGAUGGAAUUUUACAAGACACCUCUUCCAGCUGUAGUAGAAAUUUCAUGCUACCUAUAUUGGGUGCUGGAUGUGGUGGUGCGGACAAAGAUAUGA
Molecule: messenger RNA, 396 nt
Organism: Coccidioides immitis RS
Lineage: Eukaryota; Fungi; Ascomycota; Eurotiomycetes; Onygenales; Onygenaceae
Exons: 3
Coding region: 1-396 (131 amino acids)
Source: RefSeq, a predicted model, not a curated record